Molecule: messenger RNA, 645 nt
Organism: Parnassius mnemosyne (clouded apollo)
Lineage: Eukaryota; Metazoa; Arthropoda; Insecta; Lepidoptera; Papilionidae
Source: the annotation of a GenBank genome assembly
AUGUCUCAAGUGAAUCAAUUAACUUUGACAGCCCUAGCUGCAAGCAAUAUGAUACAGGAAUUACGAAGCGUGCGAGAAUCAUUGCUGGACACGAUCACAGAUAUUUAUCAUGGGAGAUUUAAUUUCCAUCUCUUGUCUCCAGAGCAGCUUAGAAAUGAACUCGGUAUCAUAGCAAGCCAAAUAUCGAAGGAGCUAGCCUUACCAAUCGAAAACAUACUAGCAACCCUUGAAAGUAUUUAUCACCUCUUAACAAUAAAGGCCAGAAUUUGCGAAGAGUACCUACUGUUCGAGAUAAAGGUGCCGCUCAACAGUAGAGAUUCCUUCGAAAUAUUUCAUCUUAUUCCAGUACCGACCAAGAUUAAUAACAGCAAAAUGGUUAACACGAUACUAAUAUCGAAAUACGUGGCCAUAAACCUAGCAAAGGAUGCGUACAUUGUGAUGGGUAUAGAUGAAAUUUCAUCAUGCAGUCAGCAAAAUGACAAGUACAUAUGUCAAUUAAAGAAACCAGUUUACCAUCUCUCACAAGACGAGAAAUUCCGUGACUUCGAUAAUAGUAAACAACAGUGUAAAACUGUUGUGGACUCCUGCAAUAAUAAAUGGACUGAAUUAAACGACAUAAACAAGAUAGAUAUACUUUUGUUGUGA